AAGUCUAGAUAGGAAGUGGUAUGUCUUACUCGGGUUACCUUGCCCAUAGUGAGCGUAGUUUAUAAUAUUGCAGCGAAAAUCUAGGUAACGUACGGUACAUAGCCUUGUACAUUUAGUGAGGAAGGAUGGGUUGCUCAUAUUUAACACCCAAACGAAGGAAAUGAUGAAAAAGCUGGAAAUGCACGAGCUUAAUAUUUGCUUACUCUAUAAAAACGCGGAUAAUCAACGGUACCUCGCUCGCGCUCCUCUGGAAACAAAGCGACACUGACCAAAUGCGGAUUUCAAUUUAUUCACGGCUUCGGCUGUGUAGGUGGGGGCUUCGCUGGCUGUCUCACUGUUGACAAAAUACACAGCGACCGGACUGCGUUUUGUCUAAGUAUCACCGGCGUUUUUAGUAGAACAAUAGUUUUACACCCUGACUACAACGAGGAGGAGAAAGCAUUUCGGGUGGCGAGAUGCGCUGCUGGGAAGACUUCGCCCGUCCCUGAGCUCCAGCAUGGGAGAACGAAGCAGGGUCUUGCAGCCAUAAGGAUGGCGCCACGUCAUGCUGAGCUGUGAAUACCUGAAUCUACAGCAUGAUGAGUGUGAGCUGACCAAGCAGUAACGAUGCCUGUUAACCCUGGGGAAGAAUGGUUCACUCCACUACUGUUGCCCUUCCGGAGGCAGGAGACAUUGACACCAGUCUCUGCUGUCUCGUUAUGGGGCCACUGAACCUUUCUGAGAGGCUGCAGAUGGAGAACACCUCCAUUGCAAACACUACCCUGGGCUCCUCGUCGCCCCCAAAGCUGGUCACGCCAACGGCAGAGAUCCCGGAGGGACUACAGGGUGUCAGCCUACCUCUGCAGAUCUUCUUUUGCUUUGUCAUGGUUGUCAUCUUGCUGGUGGCCCUCUUGGGAAAUGUGGUGGUGUGCCUGAUGGUGUACCAGAGAUCUGCCAUGCGCUCUGCCAUCAACAUCCUCCUAGCAAGCUUGGCGUUUGCAGACAUGAUGCUGGCCAUCCUGAACAUGCCCUUUGCUCUGGUUACUGUUUUGACCACCAAAUGGAUUUUUGGAGACGUUUUCUGUCGAGUGUCAGCCAUGCUCUUUUGGUUCUUUGUAAUGGAAGGUGUGGCCAUACUGCUUAUAAUAAGCAUAGAUCGUUUUCUUAUUAUUGUCCAGAAGCAAGAUAAGCUGAGUCCACAGAGAGCUAAACUACUUAUAGUGGUCACAUGGGGACUCUCUUUUAUUUUCUCUUUCCCCCUGGCUGUUGGUUCCCCUCCCCUACAGACCCCUCCCAGGGCCCCUCAGUGUGUAUUUGGCUACAGCAUUGAUCCUGGUUAUCAGGCUUAUGUUUUAAUGCUAAUGAUAGUCGUCUUCUUCAUGCCCUUCAUGGUAAUGCUGUACACAUUCAUGGGGAUCCUUAACACCAUUCGCCACAAUGCCAUACGCAUCCAUAGUCACACAGACAUUAUCUGUCUGAGCCAGGCCAGCAAACUGGGCCUGCUGAGCCUCCAGAGGCCCUUCCAAAUGAACAUAGACAUGAGCUUCAAGACCCGUGCCUUCACCACCAUUCUCAUCCUCUUCUCUGUGUUUACAGUGUGUUGGGCACCCUUUACUGCCUACAGUUUAGUAGCAACCUUUAACGAUGGGUUCUACAAUAAAGACAGCUUUUUUCAAAUCAGCACAUGGGUCCUGUGGUUGUGCUACCUCAAGUCAGCCCUCAACCCUCUUAUUUACUAUUGGCGGAUCAAGAAGUUCCGCGAUGCCUGCCUUGAUUUGAUGCCCAAGUACUUUCUUCCUCAACUGCCAGGCAACACAAAGAGGCGCAUACAGCCAAGUGCAGUAUAUGUGUGUGGAGAGCAUCGUUCUGUGGUUUAGGGGAAAAAUCUAACCACUGUUAAGAAUACAUUUAUAUACAUAAUGUACUUUACAGUUGAGAGCCUAUUUUGUUGUUUGGUGGUAAACGUCCGAUAGCUGAUUGAAAGUAGCACUGUAUUUAAAAAGUCAAGCGUUGAUGUGGGUGUGUUGCUACAGGGACCAGUAUGAAGAUGAAAUAUUACCAGAAAGUCAAGUUUGAAUCAGACAUUAAUGAAUUUUAAAGUUUAUCAAAUGCCAAAAUACUGGAUAGGGGUUUAUAACCCAGAAGUUAUAACUUUGAAAUAGGGCUGGGUAUUCAAAACUCUUCUGUACUAGUUCUAAUAAAAUAUCUGCGCUUCUCUGUUGAUACCAAAGCAAUGCUUUUUGAUUUCUUAUUGAGGAAUAUACAUUAUUUUUCUACAAAAAUAUAUUUUCAUUAAAAAAAAGCCAAAAUGUUGAUAGCUUUUACCAUCUAGGCUACACGAGGAGCGAGCGAUCUGUCUGUGAUCAAAUAUUCUAAACUCAAGUUAACUUGCUGUCUUUUUUUUUUUUUCCCCCAUGCCCACUUUCAGUGAAUGUAAAUUGCUCAGGUGUUAUUAUGUGACCUAAGGAUGGACCUUAUAUCACAUGAUAAGUGGCUGUACAGUAUAUACAGCCUGUCUCUGUUGAGGCUUUGGGAUAUGGUUGAAAGGUCUUGAAAUAGCUAGUAGGCUAACUUUGAGGCUAGAAUAUUUAAUCACAGAUAUGUUCUCUGUGUUCACAGUACUAUUUGAUCAAAGAAUAAGUAAACAACUGUAAUCUGACCAGACAUUUUGACAACACUGCUAUAGACAUAAUAUAGUUGGUAUUGGGGU
This is a messenger RNA of Monopterus albus (swamp eel), 2689 nucleotides long. RefSeq names its product G protein-coupled receptor 63 (gene gpr63). Lineage: Eukaryota; Metazoa; Chordata; Actinopteri; Synbranchiformes; Synbranchidae. Gene Ontology annotation, biological process: G protein-coupled receptor signaling pathway. The transcript is spliced from 2 exons. The coding region runs from base 630 to 1856 and encodes 408 amino acids. Gene Ontology annotation, molecular function: G protein-coupled receptor activity. The record is from RefSeq and is a predicted model, not a curated record. Gene Ontology annotation, cellular component: membrane.